AUGUCUGUCGUUCCAGAAAACAAACCAGAAGCUAUCGAUGGCCAUCAGGUCAAAGAAACCGAAGUCGUCCCUCAUGUCGUGGAAGUCUAUUCCGUUUUCUCAUCUGGCAUGCGUCUCUACUUAACGUAUCUCCUCGGCAUCGUCCUCCUCAUCUCGACACUAACGUCAACAAUAUACGCUCCGCUAUUAUCUCUGCUCAGCACACACUUCUCCGUGUCUAUUCAAUCCAUCAACCUAACAGUCACCGUUUAUGCCAUAUUUCAAGCUCUCUCGCCUGCCUUCUUUGCCUCGUUGGCCGACGCAUUUGGAAGGCGACCUGUGCUCCUCGGCGUGCUAGCCAUCUACGCUUGUGCGAGCCUGGGUCUGACUCUCAAUAAGAGUAGUUAUGGUGUUCUGCUAGCUUUGCGGGCUUUGCAAAGUAUUGGAGGCUCCGCUACGGUUCCAAUUGCCUAUGGCAUCGUUGCAGAUGUCGCGGUACCAUCCCAGCGUGGGAAGAUGCUAGGGCCGAUACAGUCCACGUGCAAUGCGAUUUGUGCAGUUAGUCCUGUAAUUGGUGGCGCAAUCGCAUUGGGCUCAGGAGGUGUGGUCUGGGUGUUUCUUUCACUGCUCAUUAUCGCUGUCUUGUUACUCGUGUUGGUUGCCUUCACGUUGCCUGAAACGGCUCGUAAUGUGGUCGGCAAUGGUUCACUGCCAGUGAGCGGAAUCUGGAGAACAUGGAUGUCAUUUAUAUCCCACACCAAGCGCUAUGAACCCAGCAGAAAGACAUGUCUUUCUGAACCAGCAAAGCAAAGGGUCAGGUGGCGUCCGAUCCAGGUUUUCACCUCCUUCCGCAUCAUCUUGUAUCCAGAUGCUGCGUCGAUCCUCUUGAUGAUAGCUCCAUCUUACGCGGUCUACUAUACAUUCCAAGCUGCUGUUCCUGUGAUCUUCUCUGAAGUCUACCAGUACAAUACCCUAGAAAUUGGACUUGCUUUGAUGCCAGUGCUUGCGGGAUUGACAGGUGGUGGGAUCCUCGCGGGUAAGCUUUUGGAUAUGAACUACGCAAAGUUCGCACGCAAGUGCAAUAUUGAUACCACUGCUUUGGAUAAAAACAAUCUACGGGAUUUUCACAUAGAGGCUGCGAGGUACCGGCAUUGCUUGCCCUUCAUUCUAUCGGAGACGGCGUUGAUCAUCGCUUAUGGUUGGGUGGUACAGCUGCACGUUCACCCAGCACUUCCUAUGAUCCUGCAGUUCUUCAUUUGCGCUACAUCUACGGUGAUGACUUAUACAGCCGCCGCUCUUCUUGUCGACGUCUUUCCAGAGAGUCCGAGUACGGCGUUUGCAUCUGCUCAGAUUGCGAGAUGUGGCGUAAGUGCUGCAUCUGUGGCCAUUUUGCAACCUUUAAUUGACGCUGUCGGAAGAGGAUGGUACUUUACCAUCUUCGGAUCUUUUGUUGGACUUUUAAGUCUUGUAUCACUUGCUGUAACUCGAACCAAAGGGAUGAAAUGGAGACAGAGUAGACAGCAACUCAUGACACCGAAUGCUGCCACGCAGGAUGUCAGGAAGACGGAAGACCAAGAGCCCCAAAAGGCGACCACAAAAUAG
Messenger RNA from Glarea lozoyensis ATCC 20868, 1581 nucleotides. RefSeq names its product MFS general substrate transporter. Gene Ontology annotation, biological process: transmembrane transport. Bases 1 to 1581 code for a protein of 526 amino acids. Lineage: Eukaryota; Fungi; Ascomycota; Leotiomycetes; Helotiales; Helotiaceae. The transcript is spliced from 2 exons. The record is from RefSeq and is a predicted model, not a curated record. Gene Ontology annotation, molecular function: transmembrane transporter activity.